AUGGCCUGGGCCGGGCUGUGCGCCCUGCUGGCCGGGUGCUGCCUGGCGGCCGGCAGCGGCCCCGCCGAGGCGGCGGCGGAGGCGGCGGCCAAGGAGCUGGAAUGCAAACUGAAAAGCAUCACGGUGUCGGCUCUGCCUUUCCUCCGGGAGAACGACUUGAGCAUCAUGCACGGCCCCUCGGCCGCCGAACCCAAGCUGCUCUUCUCGGUGCGCAACGAUUUUCCCGGAGAGAUGGUGGUUGUGGACGACCUGGAGAACACGGAGCUGCCCUACUUCGUGCUGGAGAUUUCAGGCAACACAGAUGACAUCCCAUUGGUGCGCUGGCGGCAGCAGUGGCUGGAGAAUGGCACUCUGCUCUUCCACAUCCACCACCAGGAUGGGGCUCCCAACCUGCCUGGUUUCGAGCCCACUGAGGAACCCCAGACCGAGUCAGCCGAGGAGGAGCUGAGGAUCCUGCACAUCUCCGUCAUGGGAGGGAUGAUCGCGCUGCUGCUCUCCAUCCUCUGCUUGGUGAUGAUCCUCUACACCCGGCGGCGGUGGUGCAAGCGGCGCCGUGUGCCACAACCUCAGAAAAGUGCCAGUGCUGAAGCUGCCAAUGAGAUCCACUACAUCCCCUCGGUGCUGAUUGGGGGGCACGGGCGGGAGAGCCUGCGCAAUGCCCGUGUGCAGGGCCACAACUCCAGCGGCACCCUCAGCAUCCGCGAGACCCCGAUCCUGGAUGGCUACGAGUACGACAUCACCGACUUGCGGCACCACCUCCAGCGGGAAUGUAUGAAUGGCGGUGAGGACUUUGCCAGCCAGGUCACCCGCACCCUCGACUCGCUGCAGGGCUGCAAUGAGAAGUCAAGCAUGGACCUCACUCCAGGGAGUGAUAAUGCAAAGCUGUCCCUGAUGAACAAAUACAAGGACAACAUCAUCGCCACCAGCCCUGUGGACUCCAACCACCAGCAGGCCACCCUGCUGUCCCACACCUCUAGCAGCCAACGCAAGCGCAUCAACAACAAGGCGCGAGCUGGCUCAGCCUUUCUGAACCCCGAAGGGGACUCGGGGACAGAGGCAGACACUGAUCCCCAGCUGACCUUCUACACAGACCCCUCUCGGAGCCGGAGGCGCAGCCGAGUGGGGUCCCCCCGCAGCCCCGUGAACAAGACCACUCUAACCCUCAUCAGUGUGACAAGCUGUAUCAUCAGCCUGGUGUGUUCCUCCCAUAUGAGCUGCCCCCUUGUUGUCAAGAUCACCCUCCAUGUCCCUGAGCACCUCAUUGCUGAUGGGAGCCGCUUUAUCUUGCUGGAGGGCAGCCAGCUGGACGCCAGCGACUGGCUGAACCCGGCGCAGGUCGUCCUCUUCUCCCAGCAAAACUCCAGUGGCCCCUGGGCCCUGGACCUCUGUGCCCGCCGCCUCCUUGACCCCUGCGAGCAUCAGUGUGACCCUGAGACUGGUGAGUGUCUCUGCUAUGAGGGCUACAUGAAAGACCCUGUCCAUAAGCAUCUCUGCAUCCGGAAUGAGUGGGGGACCAACCAGGGGCCCUGGCCGUACACCAUAUUUCAGCGCGGCUUCGACUUGGUGCUGGGUGAGCAGCCAUCAGAUAAGAUUUUUCGGUUCACCUACACACUGGGGGAAGGCAUGUGGCUGCCACUGAGCAAGAGCUUUGUCAUUCCUCCGGCUGAGUUGGCCAUCAACCCCUCAGCUAAGUGCAAGACCGACAUGACAGUGAUGGAGGACGCCGUGGAGGUCAGGGAAGAGCUGAUGACCUCCUCCUCCUUCGACAGCCUGGAGGUUCUUCUUGACUCCUUUGGCCCUGUCCGUGACUGCUCCAGGGACAAUGGGGGCUGCAGCAAGAACUUCCGCUGCAUUGCAGAUCGCAAGUUGGACUCAACGGGCUGCGUGUGCCCGACGGGCCUGAGCCCAAUGAAGGAUGGCACGGGUUGCUAUGACCGCCAUGUUGGUGUUGAUUGCUCUGAUGGCUUCAAUGGGGGCUGUGAGCAGCUGUGCCUGCAGCAGAUGGUGCCUCUGCCCGACGACCCUCUGCUCUACAACAUCCUCAUGUUCUGUGGGUGCAUUGAGGACUACAAGCUGGGUACAGAUGGGCGAUCAUGCCAGCUCAUCUCAGAGUCGUGCCCCGAUGGUGUGGACUGUGGUGAGCCCCGUGAGCUGCCCAUGAACCAGACGCUCUUUGGGGAGGUCUUCUAUGGCUACAACAACCACUCCAAGGAGGUGGCCCCAGGGCAGGUGCUCAAAGGGACAUUUAGACAGAACAACUUUGCCAGGGGCCUGGAGCAGCAGUUGCCAGAUGGACUGGUGGUGGCCACCGUGCCCCUGGAAAACCAGUGCCAAGAGGAGCUCUCAGACCCCACACCUGACCCCGAAUUCCUCACUGGGAUGGUGAACUUCAGUGAGGUGUCAGGAUACCCUCUGCUACAGCACUGGAAGGUGCAGUCUGUGAUGUACCACGUCCGGCUCAACCAGCUGACCAUCUCCCAGUCCUUCAGCAAUGCACUGCACUCUCUGGAUGGGGCCACCUCUCGCAGGGACUUUGUGGCACUGCUGGACCAGUUUGGCAACCACUACAUCCAAGAGGCCGUGUAUGGCUUUGAGGAGUCUUGCUCCAUCUGGUACCCCAACAGGCAGGUCCAGCGGCAGCUCUGGUUGGAGUAUGAGGACAUCAGUAAAGGCAAUUCUCCAUCAGAUGAGUCAGAGGAGCGUGAGCGGGACCCCAAAGUGCUCACCUUUCCCGAGUACAUUGCCAGCCUCUCUGAGUCAGGCACCAAGCGCAUGGCAGCAGGCGUGCGAAUGGAGUGCCAGAGCCGCGGGCGCUGCCCCUCAUCCUGUCCCCUCUGCCACGUCACCUCCAGCCCUGAUGCACCAGCAGAGCCCAUUCUGCUUGAGGUCACCAAAGCAGCCCCCAUCUACGAGCUGGUCACCAACAACCAGACGCAGCGGCUCUUGCAGGAAGCCACCAUGAGCUCACUGUGGUGCUCAGGCAGCGGGGAUGUCAUCGAGGACUGGUGUCGCUGCGACUCAAGUGCCUUUGGGGCUGAUGGACUGCCCACUUGUGCACCUCUCCCACACCCCAUCCUGCGGCUCUCCACUGUGCAUGAACCCAGCAGCACGCUGGUAGUGCUGGAGUGGGGGCACUCGGAGCCCCCCAUCGGGGUGCAGAUCGUCGACUACCUCCUCCGCCAGGAGAAAGUGACCGACAGGAUGGACCACUCCAAGGUGGAGACUGAGACGGUGCUGAGCUUUGUGGAUGACAUCAUCUCUGGUGCCAAGUCCCCCUGUGCCAUGCCAGCCCAGGUGCCUGACAGGCUCUCCUCCACCAUCUCCCUCAUCAUCCGCUGCCUGGAGCCCGACACCAUCUACAUGUUCACCCUCUGGGGAGUCGAUAACACGGGGAGACGCUCCAGGUCCAGUGAUGUGACGGUCAAGACGCCCUGCCCUGUGGUGGAUGAUGUCAAAGCUCAAGAAAUUGCAGACAAGAUCUACAACCUCUUCAAUGGCUAUACCAGUGGCAAGGAGCAGCAAACAGCCUACAACACCCUGCUGGACCUUGGCUCCCCCAGCCUGCACCGUGUUCUUUACCACUACAACCAGCACUACGAGAGCUUUGGGGAGUUCACCUGGCGCUGUGAGGACGAGCUGGGACCCAGGUAG
Centrocercus urophasianus (Greater sage-grouse) is the source of this 3651-nucleotide messenger RNA. RefSeq names its product astrotactin 1 (gene ASTN1). The record is from RefSeq and is a predicted model, not a curated record. Bases 1 to 3651 code for a protein of 1216 amino acids. Gene Ontology annotation, biological process: neuron cell-cell adhesion; neuron migration. The transcript has 22 exons. Gene Ontology annotation, molecular function: protein binding. Lineage: Eukaryota; Metazoa; Chordata; Aves; Galliformes; Phasianidae.